Molecule: messenger RNA, 2771 nt
Organism: Girardinichthys multiradiatus
Lineage: Eukaryota; Metazoa; Chordata; Actinopteri; Cyprinodontiformes; Goodeidae
Gene: chmp4ba
Product: charged multivesicular body protein 4Ba
Exons: 5
Coding region: 179-847 (222 amino acids)
Biological process (GO): late endosome to vacuole transport via multivesicular body sorting pathway; vesicle budding from membrane
Cellular component (GO): multivesicular body; cytoplasmic side of plasma membrane; ESCRT III complex
Source: RefSeq, a predicted model, not a curated record
CGAGGCCUGUCUGGGUAAAAGCGGAAGAAGAAGAAGAAAACAACACCAGCGGCUCUCAAGCGACAGUUAGGACAUUUAGAGACCCUUUUAACAUACUACCGGUCCGGUCUCACAACGCGCCGUUGGGUCGUGUGUGUUUAAAGCUGUAGGUACUGUUUAUUAAGCGGAAUCCCAAAGAAUGUCGCUAUUUGGAAAGAUAUUCGGUACCGGAGGUAAGGGAGGGAAGGGACCGACUCCCCAGGAGGCUAUCCAGAAACUCCGGGAAACGGAGGAGAUGUUGGCCAAAAAACAGGAGUUUUUAGAGCAGAAAAUCGAGCAGGAGCUCCUGACGGCGAAGAAGAACGGCACGAAAAACAAACGAGCGGCUCUCCAGGCUCUGAAGAGAAAAAAGCGCUAUGAGAAGCAGCUGACUCAGAUUGACGGGACGUUGUCCACCAUCGAGUUCCAGAGGGAGGCUUUGGAGAACGCCAACACCAACACAGAAGUGCUCAAGAACAUGGGCCUUGCUGCUAAAGCGAUGAAGUCUGCACACGAAAACAUGGACAUAGACAAAGUAGAUGAUCUGAUGGCUGACAUCACAGAGCAGCAGGAACUUGCCCAGGAAAUCUCCGAUGUCAUCUCCAGACCGGUCGGCUUUGGGGAGGACUACGACGAGGAUGAGCUUGUUGCUGAGCUGGAGGAGCUGGAGCAGGAAGAGCUGGACAAAAAUCUUUUGGUUGUUGAAGGAACAGAAGAUGUUUCCCUGCCAAACGUGCCAUCAACAUCGCUUCCAUCUAAACCAGCCAAGAAGAAGGUGGAAGAAGAGGAGGAUGACAUGGCGGACCUCGAGGCCUGGGCGGCUAACUGAGCUGGCUCUUCCUCCUCGCCAACUCCUCCAGUCUGUCUUUCUGUGUCCACGCAUCUGGGAGAGCAACAGGGACUCUGGGCUGCUCCUCUGACUGCUGGCAUGCUGCUCUGUCUUAAAGCUUCAACCCAACGUCUACCACAGCCCAAACCGCUAGUAUGCACCUGUAUGAAGACUAAUGAGCCCAGGAUUUUUCCUUAUGAUUAAUGUUACAGGAUGAAUCUCUUUGCCCUCGUCCCCUUCUAAAAGUGCGAAAAAUGAAAGAAAAGGUUCCUCCAAUCAGCCUGUGGUUCCCAUGUGUUUGUGGAACUAGUUUUUGUAUGAAAAUGACCGUUUGGGUGCAUACUGCGAGGAGAAGGUGUGUGGAGGUAGAGGACGAGGCUUGUCUCUGGAAGAAUGUGAAGAAUCAACUUGUGCACAAAAAGAAAAAGGUGAAAUGCCGGCCAUUUUUCUGCUUCCUGUGUUGCUGUCUGUCUGCUCUGCUACAAAGAUGAUGACAACCUAUUUCUGCUGAGUCCUCAAAGCAGCAACGAUCUUAGAAAUGUAGGAUUGGUACUGAAAAAUUACUCAACCAGGAUUUCCUCUUGUUGUGGAGCGUUGCAUUAGAAAAAACACUUGAAAAGCUCAGGUUUAAGUUUUCUUCUCAUCUACUGAAGUUUCAAUUAAAAUCUCUCUCUCUCUCUCUCUCUCUCUCUCCAGGUCUACCUCUAAAUCGGUUUUGUUUUUUUGCUUAAAAACUGCUUGGAUUUUAUUUUAAGAAACAUAUCAAUGAAAGACACAGGGCAGUGAAAAAUGAUCUUUUCUUCCAUGUUUUUUCCAGAUUUUCCAAAUUUUCACACACCGCUCUAAAACAGACUGUCCUUCCACCAUGUGAACCAAUCAGUUCACCUUUUAUAAGUUGCCUGUAAUGUGAUAAAUAAGACAAGCUAUGGGAAGCUGUCAGUUGUGCAGGAAGAACAAGCUCAAACCUGCAGAGCUGUAGUGAAAAUGGGAGGUCUGGUCUGAACAGCUGCUCCUCUUUUCCUUAGAGUUUUAUAACUUUUCUCUUCAAACGUCUGUGAAGAAACCAGAGUUCUUGCUGUUCAAGGAUGCAUCGAAAUCCUUGACGGUUUGGGGUUUAAAUUUAGGAAAGAUUUAUGAGAACUCCUGAAGGAGAGGUCCUUCUGUUCAGGUGAAAGGAUUCGUACUGCAGCUGCAAAUUAAGAAGUUAUUUUACAGAAAAAUCAAGUAAAAACUUUAUCCACAAAACAUCCCUGAGAUGAAUUUUAAACUGAUUGGUUAAAAAAGACUCUGUCAUAAAAGGGCUUUUAAUAAUGUGAUGAAGCUUGCUCCCACAUGGCUGCCAGCAGGCUCAUUACAACACCUAAUGAUGGGGGGGGGGGUCUCCUGCCUCUGAAUAUGAAUGAACCUGUGCCUGAAACCUUCUACGCCUUGGCCGCCUGGUUUACCAAUGACUUCAUGUGAUAAAAUCUUGUUUUAUGUUGGCUGUGUAAUCUGAAUGAUGUUUUGCCGCCCUCGCCUGUGGGUCCACGUUAGCGCUGACUGCUGAGGAGCAGCAUAAGGGCUGGUUCUGAGUUCAUCUUCCUGCUGCAAUCAUGAUGCAAACGAGCUUCUGCUCACUGCCUGGCCCUCUACAGCUGCAGCAGCUCUUUACGGUUUGUCUCGAGGACAGAUUUCAAAAUUAGAUUAAAACGUUGCAGAUCCAACUCUGGGCUCAUAUCCGUUCUUUCGUAUUUAGAGAUAAAACCUCAAACAUGCUGGGAUUAUGUCACCUGUUUACCUCAGAUAUUGUUCAUCUUCUUCCUGACUGCACACACAUACUGGACAUUGUGAGGUGCAGCCAGUUCUGCUUCCAGUAGUUUCCAUUUCACUGUUGCUGAUGGGUUGUACAAUAAAGGUAAUCUAAAUAAAGUUUAAUUUUUAUGCA